This is a messenger RNA of Olea europaea var. sylvestris, 1141 nucleotides long. Its product is annotated as soluble inorganic pyrophosphatase 4-like. The record is from RefSeq and is a predicted model, not a curated record. The transcript is spliced from 9 exons. NCBI's taxonomy places the organism in Eukaryota, Viridiplantae, Streptophyta, Magnoliopsida, Lamiales, Oleaceae. Gene Ontology annotation, cellular component: cytoplasm. Bases 246 to 893 code for a protein of 215 amino acids. Gene Ontology annotation, biological process: phosphate-containing compound metabolic process. Gene Ontology annotation, molecular function: inorganic diphosphate phosphatase activity; magnesium ion binding.
CCUUUGAUCGUGCUCAAAUGGCAAAUCACGAGACAGAGCGGGAACGCGUAACGCACCGGUACCCCAGCUCUGCUUUUUCCGAGAAAGAACUUGCCAUCACUCUUCUUCUCUCUCUCUAAAAGCCAAAUGAAUCUAUAAAUAUCUUCUCUUGCUUCAGUUUCACGCUCCGUUUUUCUCUUUGAGAUCUGUGCCUCUUUGCUCUUCUACCCGACCGACGCUUGCUUUUGAUCGUUUGUCCUGUGGUGAUGGCUUCACAUAUUGACACACCAAAUGGAUCUGAUUCUAAGAAACCAUCACAUCCACCUCUUAAUGAAAGGAUCCUCUCUUCCAUGUCCAGGAAUACAGUUGCAGCCCAUCCUUGGCAUGAUCUUGAGAUAGGACCUAGAGCACCAAUAAUUUUCAAUUGUGUGGUUGAGAUAAGCAAGGGAAGUAAGGUGAAAUAUGAACUUGAUAAGAAUUCUGGUCUAAUCAAGGUUGAUCGUGUUCUUUACUCAUCAGUUGUAUAUCCACACAAUUAUGGCUUCAUCCCUCGUACUCUUUGUGAGGACAGUGACCCAAUGGAUGUCUUGGUCAUCAUGCAGGAGCCAGUUCUUCCAGGGUGCUUUCUUAGGGCAAAGGCAAUAGGCCUCAUGCCCAUGAUAGAUCAGGGAGAGAAGGAUGACAAAAUAAUUGCUGUCUGUGCUGAUGACCCAGAAUAUCGGCACUACACUGACAUAAAAGAGCUACCGCCCCAUCGUCUAGCUGAAAUCCGUCGCUUCUUUGAAGAUUACAAGAAAAAUGAGAACAAGGAUGUUGCAGUUGAUGAGUUUCUGCCGGCCACAAAAGCCUAUGAAGCAAUCAAGCGUUCCAUGGACCUGUAUGCAAGCUACAUUGUUGAGAGCUUAAGGCGUUAGUUUGCUGAGCACUUGAAGAUGGAUUAUGGACAAGUGUAUAAAGGAUAUGGCUGUUUGCCUGUUUGAGUUUUUCUCUGGAAACAAAAUUUCGUUUUACUGCCUGAUAUAUUGGUCCCAUAGGGUAUUGGGAUGAUGAUGAAAAUAACUCUUUACAUUUUAAGACAAUAGAUUGAUCAUAUACAGUUUUAGUGAAACUCUAUCAAAACUAAAGUGCUUGCUAUGAGAAAAAUGCUUUGGUUUUCCAUGCU